Molecule: messenger RNA, 726 nt
Organism: Aureobasidium vineae
Lineage: Eukaryota; Fungi; Ascomycota; Dothideomycetes; Dothideales; Saccotheciaceae
Source: the annotation of a GenBank genome assembly
AUGGCAUCCUCAAGCAGCACGGCAACACCCUUGCUAUACUCGUGCAUCGCCUACCACAACACAAUCCUCACCGAGCACACCACAUCCGCCGCCUCGGCAACCUCUUCACUGGCUUCUCUGAUCCUCCCAAAAAUCGAUCACUCGUCCGCCCAGAAGUUGACCUACACCCAUGGCGCAAACCACAUCCAUUACAUUGCCGACGCCGCUCCAGCUUCUCCCGGUAAUGCGCCUGGCCUCACCUACCUCGUCAUCGCCAAGCAAGACCUAGGACGUCGCAUUCCCUUUGGCUACCUCGUCGAGAUCAAGAAGCGCUUCCUGAGCCAACACCCCAACGCCGACUUUGCUUCCCUUCCUUCCUACGGUGCUGCCAGCUUCAACUCGGAUCUCAAGAAGCUGAUGGUCGAGUACGGAACCACAAAAGCUGGUCAGGAUGAUGCUUUCAAGAACGUCCAAGCCGAGAUCGACAACGUCAGAGAUAUUAUGAGCAAGAACAUUGAGCAGGUUCUGGAAAGAGGCGAGAGAAUUGAUUUGUUGGUUGACAAGACCGAUCGUCUCGGUGGCUCUGCUCACGACUUCCGCGUCCGAAGCAGAGGCCUCAAGAGGAGAAUGUGGUGGAAGAACGUCAAGUUGAUGGCUCUGCUUGUUCUCGUGAUUAUCUUCCUGGUUUACCUGUUGGUCGGCUUUGGAUGCGGCUUGCCUGGUUGGUCUCGAUGCAUCCACAAUUAA